AUGGAUGGUGGCACCUCGAGCAAGAGACGAGUAGAAGCCCCAAGAGAAGGACAUAAUGUCAGCAUGGGGAUGGACGCCCUCGACUGCCCCGUCUGCUUUCAUCCCCUCAGGCCUCCUAUAUACCAGUGUUCUGUGGGGCACUUCAUAUGCUCAUCUUGCCGUCCGAAGCUCGGGCGCAACAAGUGCCACUUAUGCUCUGCUGAAACUACCUUCCAGCGCUGUUUAGGGAUGGAACGUCUCAUGGAGUCGGUCAAGGUUCCUUGCUCCAAUGCCAAAUAUGGAUGCGUUGAGAAGCUCACUUACUACCAGAAAGAUGAACAUGAAAAGGAAUGCCCGAACGCUCCAUGUUUCUGCCCAGAGUCCAGCUGCAGCUUUGCAGGGGCAACAGAUGCCCUCCUUGACCAUUUCUCCUCCCAGCACAAGUGGCCGUCUACAACCAUCAAAUACUCUGAAGAUGUAAUGUUCCGCCUAGAACCAGGCUUACACUUUCUGCGUACCAAAGACAGACAAAUUUUCCUUCGCAACGUGGUACUAGAGCCAGUCGGGCAUGCCAUCUCUGUUGUCAGCAUCCAACCUAAACCUAAAAACUCCAAGUUCAUGUGUAAUAUGUCCUAUGGUUCCUCUCUGACCGUCUAUUUUCAGAGCUCAACUUACUUACGAAGCUCAUCGUUGUCUGAUGGGCUACCCAAGGGAUAUAAUUUAAUUCUGCCCAAGGAUGAGAUAGCUGAUGAUGGAAAGGCUACCUUUCUUACGUUCUCCAUUGAUGAUCCUAAUCCUAAAGUAAAGGCGCGUGAGCCCAUAUGUCUGAAACCAGUACACGGUGUAUGAUUGAAGUGGCAAGGUUCAGCGUGGACGUUCGCGGCCUUCACUGUUUGGGUUCCAUGACUUGUA
Molecule: messenger RNA, 891 nt
Organism: Triticum aestivum (bread wheat)
Lineage: Eukaryota; Viridiplantae; Streptophyta; Magnoliopsida; Poales; Poaceae
Product: putative E3 ubiquitin-protein ligase SINA-like 6
Exons: 2
Coding region: 1-828 (275 amino acids)
Cellular component (GO): cytoplasm
Molecular function (GO): zinc ion binding; ubiquitin protein ligase activity
Source: RefSeq, a predicted model, not a curated record